Molecule: messenger RNA, 784 nt
Organism: Pantherophis guttatus
Lineage: Eukaryota; Metazoa; Chordata; Lepidosauria; Squamata; Colubridae
Gene: SAYSD1
Product: SAYSVFN motif domain containing 1
Source: RefSeq, a predicted model, not a curated record
CCUCUUCCGCCGGUGAACCACGGCGAAAGCCGACCGGGCGCUGCCGACUUUUGGCCAGCGGCAAUUGUUCUCCUUGCCUCGGCGGGAUGGAGCAGAAGCUGGCCGAGUUCCGGGCGAAUCGCCGCGCUUCUAGCUCCCCGACUCGCGUUGAGCCCGUUUCGGGAAACCCUGCCGCCACCGAGACCGGGGACAGGGCCUCAGCCCAGGCUCCGACGGAGGAAUCCGGUCAAAGAUCAGAAAACCAUGAGGCCCAAAUCAUUACAUCUCCUCUGCCACGGUGGAUCCAUUAUGUACUAAAGAAUGAACUCUUUCUCAAGUUUCUUCUCUGGUUGGUCCUACUUGGACUGUUUGUGGAACUGGAGUUUGGUUUGCCAUAUUUUGUUCUGUCUAUGUUUUAUUGGAUCUAUGUAGGAACUCGUGGUCCUAGGGAAAGGCAGCCUGGAGAAAAAAGUGCAUAUUCUGUAUUUAAUCCUGGCUGUGAAGCUAUCCAAGGAACUCUCACAGCAGAACAGUUUGAGAGGGAAUUACAGUAUCGGCCUUUAAUUGAGAGAUAAAUAGACUAAAAUUCAUUAUUGUAUGCUUAACCUGCUCAUGAAUUACAGAGAAUAAUUUGUUUGUUCAAUUUCUUGUGAUAUUCUGCAACAUUUUUUUAUUUUUAAAAAACACUGAAGAUGUGAAUUCUGUUUCUAGUGUUAAGAGAAAGGAUGGCUAUGUAAACUUUGUCAGACAUCCAUUGUUAAGCUUUUUGAACACCUGAUAGACAAAUAAAAUGAAGAAAAACUUA